GUUUCGAUAGAGAAUUUGAUUAGUUAUCAUCGCUGAACAGCCCCCGGGACUGGUGCCUACAGGAACAAUCGCUGUGCCAAAAAGUCCAUUUCGACACGCCUCUACCUCAACCUAUCCAUUGCGCCAGAACCGCCAUCAGCUUAUGCUUCUAUCACUGGAAACGGAUCAGAGUAAUUUUUAAUGGGCCACUGUUGAUCUACUUAAAAGGUUUGGUGAUUGUGGCUAUCCAAGAUGUCAGGCUAUCCAGCAGGGCAUUACGAUGAAGGCUACGGCCAACAGGAGCAUGGCGAUUCGUACUACCAGGACGAACACGGCCAGGCUUAUUACGAUCAUAAUGACUACGGUGAUAGCUAUUACGAUAGAGGUGACAACAACUAUUACAAUGCAGAAGGGGGCCAGGCAUACAACCAAGAAGGUGGCUACUACGAUGCCGGCCACCAGGAUGAGUACUAUGGUGACCAGUACUAUGAUCAAGGAAAUGGCGGAAACCGGGGAAGACGCCAAGGUGAUUCAGAGGAGGAUUCGGAGACUUUUAGUGAUUUCACCAUGAGGUCGGAAACUGCGCGAGCCGCUGAUAUGGAUUACUACGGUCGCGGGGACGAACGUUACAACAGCUAUGCCGACAGUCAGUACGCUGGUCGUGGAUACAACGGCUACCGCCCGCCAUCUUCGCAAGUCUCCUAUGGCGCCAACCGAUCCUCCGGGGCCUCUACCCCGGUAUAUGGCAUGGACUACGGAAAUGCCCUUCCUGGUGGGCAGCGUUCCCGCGAGCCUUACCCGGCUUGGGCAUCGGAUGGCCAGGUCCCUGUUUCCAAGGAGGAAAUUGAAGAUAUCUUCAUCGACUUGGUGAACAAAUUCGGUUUCCAGAGGGACAGCAUGCGCAACAUGUAUGACCAUCUAAUGACACAGUUGGAUUCCCGAGCUUCCAGAAUGACGCCCAACCAAGCACUCUUGUCCCUGCACGCCGACUAUAUCGGUGGUGACAAUGCCAACUAUCGCCGUUGGUACUUUGCCGCCCACCUGGACUUGGACGAUGCCGUGGGAUUCGCCAACAUGAAGCUGGGCAAAGCAGACCGAAAGACCCGGAAAGCCCGCGCGGCGGCCAAGGCAGCAGCACAACAGAACCCCGAAAACGUCGAGGAGAAUCUCGAGGCAUUGGAAGGUGAUAACAGCCUGGAAGCCGCUGUGUACAGAUGGAAGACUCGUAUGAACCGCAUGUCUCCCCAUGAUCGUAUCCGCCAAUUGGCACUAUACAUGCUGUGCUGGGGUGAGGCCAAUCAAGUUCGGUACAUGCCCGAGUGCAUCUGUUUCAUCUUCAAGUGCGCAGACGAUUUCUACACAUCCCCCGAGUGUCAGAGCCGGGUAGAGCCAGUGGAGGAAUUCACUUAUCUGAAUGAGAUCAUCACGCCUCUCUACCAGUAUUGCCGUGAUCAAGGUUAUGAAAUCUCGGAUGGAAAGUACGUCCGCCGUGAGCGUGACCACGACAAGAUCAUUGGAUACGAUGAUAUGAACCAGCUCUUCUGGUACCCUGAGGGCAUCGAACGCAUUGCGCUGGAGGACAAGACCCGCCUGGUUGACGUCCCCACAGCUGAGAGAUGGACCAAGUUGAAGGACGUCGACUGGAAGAAAGCUUUCUUCAAGACAUACAGAGAGACGCGGUCAUGGUUCCACAUGGUCACCAACUUCAACCGUAUCUGGGUCAUUCACCUUGGUGCUUUCUGGUUCUUCACUGCUUACAACGCCCCGACCCUGUACGUCCACAACUACCAGCAGCAGCUCGACAACCAUCCGGCCGGUUCGAAGUACUGGUCUGCUGUUGGUUUUGGUGGUGCUCUCGUCAGUUUCAUUCAAAUCUGCGCCACGCUGUGUGAGUGGAUGUAUGUUCCUCGCCGGUGGGCAGGUGCUCAGCAUCUCAGCAAGCGUCUUCUGUUCCUUAUCGUGGUAUUCAUCGUCAAUCUUGCCCCCGGUGUGGUUGUUUUCGGAUUCGGGAGCAAGCUGACUGAGACAAUUUGUCUCAUCAUCGGUAUCAUCCACUUCUUCAUCGCCCUGUUCACGUUCUUCUUCUUCUCCGUCAUGCCCCUUGGAGGCUUGUUCGGCAGUUACUUGAAGAAGCAUGGCCGUCAAUACGUUGCCAGCCAGACGUUUACUGCGAGUUACCCUCGCCUGCAAGGCAACGAUAUGUGGAUGUCCUAUGGUCUUUGGAUCUGUGUUUUCGGUGCAAAGCUGGUCGAGUCUUACUUCUUCCUGACCCUGUCCUUGAAGGAUCCCAUGCGCAUUCUCUCGCCAAUGCGGAUCCACCAGUGCGCUGGAGUCACCUACAUCCCGAACGUUCUCUGCCACGUCCAGCCCCAGAUUCUUCUCGGUCUGAUGAUGUUCAUGGACUUGACCCUCUUCUUCCUCGAUAGUUAUCUGUGGUACGUCAUUUGCAACACCAUCUUCUCGGUGGCCCGGUCCUUCUACCUUGGUGUCUCGAUCUGGUCCCCGUGGAGAAACAUUUUCUCUCGCCUACCUAAGCGUAUCUACUCGAAGGUCCUCGCCACCACCGACAUGGAGAUCAAGUACAAGCCCAAGGUCCUUAUUUCGCAGGUCUGGAAUGCCAUCAUCAUCUCCAUGUACCGUGAGCAUCUGCUGGCCAUCGACCACGUGCAGAAGUUGCUGUAUCACCAGGUCCCCUCGGAACAGGAGGGCAAGCGAACUCUACGUGCUCCUACCUUCUUCGUUUCUCAGGAAGAUCAGUCCUUCAAGACCGAAUUCUUCCCUGCCGGAAGUGAGGCUGAGCGUCGUAUCUCUUUCUUCGCCCAAUCUGUCGCUACUCCCAUGCCUGAACCCCUUCCGGUUGACAACAUGCCCACCUUCACCGUUCUCAUCCCCCACUACAGUGAGAAGAUCCUUCUUUCGCUGCGUGAAAUUAUCCGUGAAGAUGAGCCCUAUUCUCGUGUUACCCUCCUGGAGUACCUCAAGCAGCUCCACCCCCACGAGUGGGAUUGCUUCGUCAAGGAUACCAAGAUUCUGGCUGAUGAGACCUCGCAAUUCAACGGCGAAAAUGAGAAGAACGAGAAGGAUGCCCAGAAGAGCAAGAUCGACGAUCUUCCUUUCUACUGCAUUGGUUUCAAGUCUGCUGCUCCCGAAUACACCCUGCGUACCCGUAUCUGGUCUUCCCUCCGGUCUCAGACCCUCUACAGAACAAUCUCUGGUUUCAUGAACUACAGCCGGGCGAUCAAGCUGCUUUACCGCGUGGAAAACCCGGAAGUCGUUCAGAUGUUCGGUGGUAACUCUGAGAAGCUGGAACGUGAACUGGAGAGAAUGGCGCGUCGCAAGUUCAAGAUCUGCGUGUCCAUGCAGCGUUAUGCCAAGUUCAACAAGGAGGAGCGUGAAAACACCGAGUUCCUUCUCCGCGCCUACCCUGACCUUCAGAUCGCUUACCUUGACGAGGAACCGCCAACCGAAGAGGGUGAGGAGCCUCGCCUGUACUCGGCCUUGAUUGAUGGUCACUGUGAGCUUCUUGACAACGGAAUGCGCAAGCCUAAAUUCAGAAUCCAGCUCUCCGGAAACCCUAUUCUGGGUGACGGCAAGUCGGACAACCAGAACCACUCGAUCAUCUUCUACCGUGGUGAAUACAUCCAGGUCAUUGACGCUAACCAGGACAACUACCUGGAAGAGUGCCUGAAGAUCCGCAGCGUUCUCGCCGAGUUUGAGGAACUCACCACUGACAACGUUUCCCCUUACACGCCCGGUAUUGCCUCUGAUGCGUUGCCCCCUGUCGCCAUUCUCGGUGCCCGUGAAUACAUUUUCUCUGAGAAUGUUGGUGUUCUCGGUGACGUUGCUGCCAGUAAGGAACAGACAUUCGGUACUUUGUUCGCUCGAACUCUUGCCCAGAUCGGCGGAAAACUGCAUUAUGGUCACCCUGAUUUCCUCAACGGUAUCUUCAUGACCACGCGUGGUGGUAUCUCCAAGGCUCAGAAGGGUCUGCACCUGAACGAGGAUAUUUAUGCCGGUAUGACUGCCCUGUGCCGUGGUGGACGCAUCAAGCAUUGUGAAUACUUCCAGUGCGGCAAGGGUCGUGAUUUGGGUUUCGGUUCCAUUCUGAACUUCACCACCAAGAUCGGUACUGGUAUGGGUGAGCAGAUGCUGUCAAGAGAAUACUACUAUCUCGGAACACAGCUGCCCCUGGAUCGCUUCCUGUCUUUCUACUAUGCUCACCCUGGUUUCCAUCUUAACAACAUGUUCAUUAUGUUGUCUGUGCAGAUGUUCAUGAUUGUCCUGAUCAACCUUGGUGCCUUGAAGCAUGAGACCAUUACCUGCCGCUACAACUCGAACUUGCCCAUCACCGAUCCUCUCCGCCCCACGUACUGUGCUGAUCUUACACCGAUCAUCAACUGGGUCAACCGCUGUAUCAUCUCCAUUUUCAUCGUCUUCUUCAUCUCCUUCGUGCCUUUGGCUGUCCAGGAAUUGACCGAGAGAGGUCUCUGGCGCAUGGCCACCCGUUUGGCCAAGCACUUCGGUUCCUUCUCCUUCAUGUUCGAGGUGUUCGUCUGUCAGAUCUAUGCCAACGCCGUCCACCAGAACCUUUCUUUCGGUGGUGCUCGUUACAUUGGUACUGGACGUGGUUUUGCGACAGCUCGUAUUCCGUUCGGCGUCCUGUACUCUCGUUUCGCUGGACCCUCUAUCUAUGCCGGUGCUCGCUCACUGCUCAUGCUGCUCUUCGCGACAUCCACUGUCUGGACGGCCGCUCUGAUCUGGUUCUGGGUUUCAUUGCUCGCUCUUUGCAUCUCCCCAUUCCUCUUCAACCCUCACCAGUUCGCGUGGCACGAUUUCUUCAUCGACUACCGCGAUUACAUCAGAUGGCUCUCACGUGGUAACUCGCGCUCCCACGCCUCGUCCUGGAUCGCCUUCUGCCGCUUGUCUCGUACUCGUCUCACUGGUUACAAGCGCAAGCUUCUCGGUGUUCCGUCGGAGAAGGGGUCUGGUGAUGUCCCUAGAGCUCGCUUUACCAACAUCUUCGUCAGUGAGAUCUUCAUCCCUCUCAUCCAAGUUGGUGUCAGUCUGGUUCCUUAUCUCUACAUCAAUUCGAGAACUGGUAUCUCCAAUGACAACGCUCGCGCCUCGAACGCCGUUGUUCGGAUUGCCAUUGUCGCGUUUGGACCUAUCGCCAUCAACGCCGGUGUUUCUAUGAUGUUCUUCGCCAUGGCUUGUUGUAUGGGACCUAUCUUCAGCAUGUGCUGCAAGAAAUUCGGUGCCGUCCUCGCCGCCAUCGCACACGCCAUCGCGGUCAUCAUUCUGCUCGUUAUCUUCGAAGUCAUGUUCUUCCUUGAGAGCUGGUCAUGGCCCCGUAUGGUCUUGGGAAUGAUUGCUGCAGCUGCCAUCCAACGGUUCAUCUACAAGCUCAUCAUUUCCCUCGCCCUGACCAGAGAAUUCAAGCAUGAUCAGUCGAACAUUGCAUGGUGGACCGGAAAAUGGUACAGCAUGGGCUGGCACACGCUUUCCCAGCCUGGCAGAGAGUUCCUGUGUAAGAUUACGGAGCUGGGAUACUUCUCUGGCGAUUUUGUCCUGGGUCACCUCCUCCUCUUCAUCAUGCUGCCUGCUCUCUGCAUGCCUUACGUUGACAAGUUCCACUCCGUUAUUCUCUUCUGGCUGCGGCCGAGGUAAGUUCAGCCAUCAUAUAUCUAAACUUCCCGUGGCUUCAUUUGCUAAUGUUCGACUAGUCGUCAAAUCCGUCCUCCGAUCUACUCUCUGAAGCAGUCCAAGCUCCG
Molecule: messenger RNA, 5750 nt
Organism: Aspergillus sclerotioniger CBS 115572
Lineage: Eukaryota; Fungi; Ascomycota; Eurotiomycetes; Eurotiales; Aspergillaceae
Product: 1,3-beta-glucan synthase
Exons: 3
Coding region: 232-5646 (1804 amino acids)
Biological process (GO): fungal-type cell wall polysaccharide biosynthetic process; (1->3)-beta-D-glucan biosynthetic process
Cellular component (GO): 1,3-beta-D-glucan synthase complex; plasma membrane
Molecular function (GO): 1,3-beta-D-glucan synthase activity
Source: RefSeq, a predicted model, not a curated record